Messenger RNA from Puccinia triticina, 318 nucleotides. RefSeq lists its product as uncharacterized. The record is from RefSeq and is a predicted model, not a curated record. The transcript is spliced from 3 exons. NCBI's taxonomy places the organism in Eukaryota, Fungi, Basidiomycota, Pucciniomycetes, Pucciniales, Pucciniaceae. Bases 1 to 318 code for a protein of 105 amino acids.
AUGACCAGCGAGCUCCGGCUGCCCGCCACGCUGCUCAAGCAGCCCUCUGCGUACAGCAAGAAGUUCAAGAAACAGCCCGCCUCGACGGCCGCAGGGGCCAACUCCCCCGUGUCCUCCUCGCCCUCCCACAGCUUGGCCCGCAAACCUCCCCCACCCGCCCCCGUCGUCAGCGCAGCCCAGCCUCCCGUGGCCCCCAACAAGCCUGACCCCGCCCAACUCCGCGCCCUCUCUGCCCACCGCCCCAGCCCCCUCGGCCCUCCUCGCCCGUCUCUCCCUCCACAGGCCCUUGCCUCCCUAGACCUGACCCCCCCUGUAUGA